Messenger RNA from Mycena indigotica, 639 nucleotides. RefSeq lists its product as uncharacterized. The record is from RefSeq and is a predicted model, not a curated record. The transcript has 5 exons. The coding region runs from base 163 to 639 and encodes 158 amino acids. NCBI's taxonomy places the organism in Eukaryota, Fungi, Basidiomycota, Agaricomycetes, Agaricales, Mycenaceae.
GUGCCAGCGACAGAAUGUGUCCACCAUUUUUGGCGAGGAAAGCCGGAGAGUUUUCCUGUUGCAGCGUCCGAUGGCAUCAACGUCAAGCUUGUAUUUGUUGCUGCCGCUAUCUCUUCGUUCUCGAGACGGGGAGUCCGACGAGGAGCUACUCAAAAUUCUUCGAUGAUCGCUGGUCGUUGCCUUCGUCUUCCAUCUCGCAGUGCGAGCCUUUUCCUUCCAGUCUCUCCUCUUUCAUUCGACGUGAUGCAGCCCAAGACUUUUCUUUUCGCCAUCCUUGCUUCACUCUCCGCCUCGGUGACCGCCCACCCCAUUUUCGCCCGCGACACUGUGCCCGCGGCCCCCCUCAGCGACCACCCCGAUGAAGGUGCAGGCUUCCACGUAGACCUUGGCAGUCUCGGCUUUAGCUCGCUCUUUGGAUCGAAAAAUCCUCGACAAGUUUUGAGCGACCACCCAGAGGACGGCGCGGGCUUCCACGUCGACCUCGGGAGUCUCGGCUUCAGCUCCUUGUUUGGCUCGAAACCAUCGUCCCCUGCGCCGCGUCAAGUCUUGAGUGACCACCCAGACGAGGGCGCGGGCUUCCAUGUCGACCUCGGAAGUCUCGGUUUCAGCUCCCUGUUUGGCCCUCCGAAGAAAGAAUAA